Messenger RNA from Gadus morhua (Atlantic cod), 3504 nucleotides. RefSeq names its product complement component 1, q subcomponent-like 3a (gene c1ql3a). The transcript is spliced from 2 exons. The record is from RefSeq and is a predicted model, not a curated record. NCBI's taxonomy places the organism in Eukaryota, Metazoa, Chordata, Actinopteri, Gadiformes, Gadidae. The coding region runs from base 279 to 1046 and encodes 255 amino acids. Gene Ontology annotation, molecular function: protein binding.
GAGAGAGAGAGAGAGAGAGAGAGAGAGAGAGAGAGAGAUUGGAGGGAGAGACUGAGACAUCUGGACCAAAACAAAACGUAAGGGGUUCUGCCCUUAAAAAGUUCAUUAACAUCCCCGACUAAGGUCGGCUUGGUAGCUGGUCUACUUUUAUUUCCAUCUGAAGGGAUACCUCAACAGCCGGCAACAUUUCACCCAAAAGCAGACAGCCGGAUCGCCCUGCGCUGACUCGCCUGGUCGGUAGGAAGCGGCUGGUCGCGGCGGGGGUGCUGGGGGUGGUCAUGGUGCUGCUACUGGUCAUUCUCAUCCCGGUUCUGGUUAAUUCCGCGGGAACCUCGUCGCACCUUGAGAUGUUCGGCCCGUGCCGAUGGGUAUGCCCUUACGGCACCAAUUCGCCCACGAGCACCGCCAGGGCGGACACCCUGCGCGAUAACAGCUUUGCGGAGUCCGCACCCACGUUCAUCCAAGGUCCGAAGGGGGAACCAGGGAGUCCAGGGAAGACGGGUCCGAGGGGUCCCCCGGGUGAGCAAGGACCACCCGGUCACCCCGGGCCGCCGGGGGAUAAGGGAGAACCGGGACGGCCCGGUCUACCGGGACCGGCAGGACCGAACACCGCUGCCGGUGCCAUCAGCGCCGCCACCUACAGCACCGUGCCCAAGAUCGCCUUUUACGCGGGUCUUAAAAAGCAGCACGAGGGAUACGAGGUGCUGAAGUUUGACGACGUGGUGACGAAUUUGGGGAACCACUACGACCCCACGACCGGGAAGUUCACCUGCUCGAUCCCGGGGAUUUAUUUCUUCACCUACCACGUCCUGAUGCGCGGCGGCGACGGCACGAGCAUGUGGGCAGACCUGUGUAAGAACAACCAGGUACGGGCGAGCGCCAUCGCCCAGGACGCCGACCAGAACUACGACUACGCCAGCAACAGCGUGGUGCUUCACCUGGAGCCGGGCGACGAGGUCUACAUCAAGCUGGACGGGGGCAAGGCCCACGGGGGGAACAACAACAAGUACAGCACCUUCUCCGGAUUCAUCCUCUACGCCGAUUAGUGGACCGCGCAGCACCGCGCUCUGGAACUUAUUUAACCCCCGUCCCCCCGUCCCCCUCAUAUUCAGAAGCCAAAAUAUCCCCCGUCCCCCCACACACACACACUGCUCCCGCCUGUCUCUCCAGCCACUGAACCGGUUUAAUGUUAGAAGAAGAUGCUUGUUUCUUUGGGAAGAGGGUGGUAGGGGCCAUAUUGACACAGUCUCACGCGCGACAAGAACCUCAUCAUCCUUUUUUCGGGGGGGGGGGGUCUGAACGGUCCUGACGGCCUUCCCUGAGCCCACCUCAGCCAUAGUCUACUCCACACACACUGACACACACAUGCACAGACGCGCACACACACACACACACACACACACAUAUAAAGAUACACCGGGACCCACAUACACUCGCCUUGCCAUCCUGCCGUUAACAUUUGCCCGUAGCCAUAGCAAACAAACCUAACUAAAUCACAGCGAGGGCCCUGUUCAGACCUAUGGGAAGCCGUACGAUCACAGCUAGUGGUGGUAACACUAGCUGUGAUCGGCUGCGGACACCGCAGCCGAUCAACUUAGCUUAUGUCGUGAUGCACGGGGUGGUUUUCCCCCAUUUCCCGUUUGAUCAUUAAAGUGCCACCGUAUUUCAUCUUGAAAGGAAUGGUGACUACUUGUAGAAGUUACAUGAAAUUAUUUAUACAUUCAAUCCAUUGUUUUUCCAUUGUGGACUGAGCCAGUUUACACGACAAUGAUUCAUACGAUUGUCCUGAACAUUGUUUCACAAUUAAUUCCAAGAAUUGAUCGGAUUGUUGAUCGAUCAUCGACUGAACCAUAUUUUUAGUUCUGAACAGGGUCAAAGAGGAACCCAAACCCUGAAUAAUAUAUACAGACCAAACUGAAACAAUAAAUUCCACUGAAAUAAUACACGAGAAAGAAACAGUGAAAGCUCCCAAGCUGAAUAAGCUCCACUCCUGUUGCGCGUAUCAAUGUUUAGGUCAGCCCUAAUCCGAGAGCCACAGCCGUCAUCCCAGAAAGGAGUCUUUAAGCAUGAGGCUCCUUCAGCACCUUGUUCUGUUGUUUAGCCCUACGGCAUGCCCUGCAUUGUGUGUCAUGCACCCGGGUCACCUUUGAACCCACAACCCAUCCUUCUCACAGAAGCGUCAUUGCAGGACGAACCCGUGCCGAUCAUAACACUGACGAUGUGUCUUCUCCUUCUAUGGGCCAGAGCAGCGGUAGUAGACUCAUCUAGUGGAGAUAAGUCUUCUACGAAUGCACCCUCUGAAAUGAAAGGAACAUACCCAUGAUUAGUGUUAUGGCCGACACCUUGAUUUUGCUGAACUCUCUCAGCUCAAAAUCUUUCGAUGCUUAAUGAUCCCCUAUUUGCCAAACCCACAACUUACUUGUGUAUUUGAUUAUUGUGAUGUUUGUUUGGCUGGGGUGGCAGGGUCAUUUGGGUCCAUUUGAGGGCAAUAAUUAUGUUAAAGGGGUUGUAUUGAGAUGGAGACGUUAUAUCACACAGUCUUGUAGGUUGUCUCUUUGAUGAUAAAAAGAUAAACCCUGAGAUCUCUCACUGUAUGAGCUCGGGAAUAUUUGAGGGAUUUAGACUAGUGAUUACUAGAAUUGAAUUCAUAAUAAUUGGUUUGGCAUUGUGUUCAUAUUGCUUUGCUUUCUUUAUUACCCUGUCCCAAUCAAACCAUAUGUGUAUCAGCCCCAGAUGUCUGGUGGGGUGAAAAAUACAUUAUUAUUAUUAUUAUUAUAUAAAUAAAUAUAAUAUGCAUAAAUAAAUAACUUAUAGCUGCCACCAACAGAUGUAGCACACAUUGAACCCACCAUGAUUUCUUUCCGAGAUUUUUUUUUUGUUCUUUUUUUUUGUAUUUAUUUCUGUGAUAAUUUAAAAACAACAUGCAAGCGUGGUGGUUAUAGGCCAAGUCUCCAUGUUGAUCUUCGAAUAACAGUGUGAUGUCUUGCAAUGUAAGGAUAAACACGCUUCACCGAAGUAGAGAUCAAAGAACACUAUGUAUCAAUGUCCAAUAAUCUAACAGAUAGUUUAAGACAAUUGUGGAGCAAACAUUACUGGAAUCAUGUGUAAAUAUUGUAGUGAUAUAUAUUCUAAUCCCCAACCCUUCUCGAUGUACGAUAUGUUGCAAAUAGCAAAUGAGAAACUCUUAUUAUAUAGCCUAUUAUUCAAUGGGACAUUUAUGCAUUACUCACCCAAAUGUCUUGACAUUGAAUUGUUACCAGUUCGUACACACGUGAUGGAGAUGUUUGUCGACGUACGUUUGCGUGUGUGUGUGUGUGUGUGUGUGUGUGUGUGUGUGUGUGUGUGUGUGUGUGUGUGUGUGUGUGUGUGUGUGUGUGUGUGUGUGUGUGUGUGUGUGUGGCAUCAAUGAGAACCGUGCACGAUUAUCCUUUUUUUCAGGGGAAGGAGCCGGUGGUCCAGCUGUUUGCUGUUGACUCCAAAAAUAUUUUCCAUUAAAUGGACAAA